This is a messenger RNA of Sebastes umbrosus (honeycomb rockfish), 2141 nucleotides long. RefSeq names its product serine incorporator 2 (gene serinc2). Gene Ontology annotation, cellular component: membrane. The record is from RefSeq and is a predicted model, not a curated record. The coding region runs from base 115 to 1494 and encodes 459 amino acids. The transcript is spliced from 10 exons. NCBI's taxonomy places the organism in Eukaryota, Metazoa, Chordata, Actinopteri, Perciformes, Sebastidae.
GGAUUUCCUUCUGUUCUUGUUAAAUUACUUGACGUCGCCAUUUUGUGUCUCAGUUUCUUCCUGAACUUUUCUGAAGAUUUCACGACUUUCGUCUGAACUGUGAUUUAAACCAACAUGGGAGCUUGUUUGGCUUUGGGUUCCCUUGCCAGCUGUGCGUCCUGUUUGUGCGGCUCGGCCUCUUGCCUCCUGUCAUCAUGCUGCCCGUCAACGUUCAACUCCACCGUGAGCCGGCUGGCCUUCUCCUUCCUGCUGCUGCUUGGGACUCUGGUGUCUGUCAUUAUGAUUCUCCCAGGCAUGGAGGAACAUCUUAAAAAGAUUCCAGGUUUCUGUCUCGGUGGGACAUCCAUACCUGGCACAGACAACAAGGUGAACUGCGACAUCAUUGUCGGCUACAAGUCGGUGUACCGCAUGUGCUUCGCCAUGGCCUGCUUCUUCUUCCUCUUCUCCGUCAUCAUGAUCCGAGUGCGCAGCAGCAAGGACCCCCGAGCCACCAUCCAAAAUGGAUUCUGGUUCUUCAAGUUCCUGCUGUUGGUUGGCAUAGCUGUGGGAGCUUUCUUCAUUCCAGAUGGCAUCUUUAAUACAGUGUGGUAUUACUUUGGCAUGGUGGGCUCUUUCUUCUUCAUCAUCAUCCAGCUCAUCCUGCUGGUGGACUUCGCCCAUUCCUGGAACCAGUCCUGGCUGCAGAGGGCAGAAAAUGGAAACUCCAAGUGCUGGUUUGCAGCUCUGCUGACCUUCACCAUCCUCUUCUACGCCUUGGCUUUCACCGCUGUCGUGCUUUUCUACGUGUUUUAUACCCAACCUGACGACUGCACCGAGCACAAGGUCUUCAUCAGCCUCAACUUCUUAUUCUGCAUCGCUGUGUCCAUCGUGGCCAUUGUGCCCAAAGUUCAGGAGGCUCAGCCCAGCUCAGGCCUGCUCCAGGCCUCAUUCAUCUCCCUUUACACCAUGUAUAUCACCUGGUCAGCCAUGAGCAACAACCCCAACCGGCAGUGUAACCCCAGUCUGUUGAGUUUGGUCCAGACCGUCACCCCAACUCCAGCACCGGGACCGGCUCCCACCCGGGCUCCUGGAACCACCCAGUGGUGGGACGCACAGGGCAUCGUGGGAUUGAUCAUUUUCUUGUUCUGUACUCUUUACGCCAGCAUCCGCUCCUCCAACAACACCCAGGUGAACAAGCUGAUGCAGACUGAGGAGGGCCAGGGUCUGACCAACAAUGAGUCCCAGGCAGGGGAGGACGGACUCCAUCGGGCCGUGGACAACGAGGAGGAGGGAGUCACCUACAGCUACUCCUUCUUUCACUUCAGCCUCUCUCUGGCCUCCCUCUACAUCAUGAUGACUCUCACCAACUGGUACAUGCCCGACACCAAAUACCAGGUCAUGCAGAGCACCAUGCCGGCCGUAUGGGUGAAGAUCUGCUCCAGCUGGCUCGGCUUGGGGAUCUUCCUCUGGACCCUGGUGGCCCCGCUGGUGCUCACCGGCAGAGACUUCAGCUAAGAACGGUGAAGUCUGUCAACAUGUGGCCUGUAGCCUGUUGCUAAUUUGCACCUUUUAAGACAGAUAACUUUAGCUUUGAAUAUUGUGAUUUACUUGCAACUCCACGUUUAAAAUUGGAGAAUGAAAUGGUAAUAUGCUUUGUUUUGGACCCGAAGCCAUUGCACGCGUUACCUAAAUGUUAAUUUUUGUGCCUCGAGUUGAAAUUUGACGUUAAAAGAUUGUUUGAGAUUAGCUUUAAUCACGCAUUCAGGUAAUUUUUUCUUCACUGUCACAAAUCUUAUAAUUGAGAGCACAACAUGCCUUUUAAAGGACAAGACGAUGCCUUUGGAGAAUUGAUGUUUUGGCUUUGGUUCACUACAUUUUCAUUAGUUGUUUGUACUUUUUCUUGUGCCAUUUAAAUCAGUUUGAUAUAAUGGAAAGGUGUUGUCCAAAUUGUUCCUAGUUAUUCCUUUUUUUUUAUUGCACAGCUUUGUUCUAUUUUAUAACAAAAGUGCCUUAUUAUAUUUUACACACAAGUUAUUCAGAGGGACCAUUUUGAUAUCUUUAAAAACAUUUUAGGACAUUCAGCCUUCACUGCUUCUACUGUAUGUGUACACUCUUCAUUAUAAUCAAUAAAGUUGACAUUCUGUUUAAUGUCUUUAAUCAGA